GCUGCCAGCCAGGCAAGGUUUCUUUUCGCUGACGUCUGCCGUGCCGUGGUGCUCCUACCCGUUUCCAGUUAUACCAGAGAAAAAAGGUGAAUAGCUUUUCUACUUUGCUAGUUUCGCCGCAGGAGGGCCCGUGUAGUGGAACUAAUCGGAGCCCAUUUUCCUGUCGUAUUCGACAUCUUUAAAUCGCGAUAAGAAGGUCAUCGGUCGCCUGACUUUUCCUCGUCUACGGGCUUUGAUUGCGCGAGGUGACCGCACUAAGUGGAGUGCGUUCUUGGUGGGUCUACCGCGGUGGGCGAGAAGAGAAUAAUACGCGUACAUUUCACGUUUCAUUUUUUUUCAAUGGUGGAACCGACAACAGCUGAAUGGAUUAAAUUUGAAGGUUAAACCUAUUGUUUCGCCAGUAGUUUAUAUGCAGUUUGAAGUGCCGAUCGAAACAUAUCCGCUUGGCUAUAAAACAGUGACAAACAAAUUAUGUAAACCCGUACCAUGAACCAAAAGUGUAGAAUUGCGGUCAUCUCUUGAAGCUGAUCGCGACGAGCUGCUCAGUCAGUGGAUGUGAACAACAACAAAAAAAGAGCAACGUAGAAGAAAAUCGAUUUUGUGUUACCCGCGGGAAGGCGAAGAAAUUCCACUCGGAUCUGACCGUCAUUUUUUUCUUCUUUUCGCGACGUCUGCUUUUGUGUUGGUGAACAAAAAAAUCGGGUUCGUCGCUACACACUUGGAAGACAAAUUCUUUUCGGGCCUGAUGGAAUGAAAAGUAGGCAACGAUUUGUACGUGUUGAAUGACUUGGCUGACUCAGAGGAGAUGAAAUGUAUUGACCCCGUUUUGUCGCGGUAUGCUUCGUUGGGAAAAACGCAUUUUGGUAACCUUGCAAUAGUGCAGUGCGAUCCGGCCAACCGUUGGAAUUGACUGAGUGAAGUGAGGGUGCUGACCUAAUCGCAACGGUAGGAGAAAAGGAGAACAACUACGAAGAAAUCGCGGGUGACUAAAUUCUAAUUGGAACUGCACCAACUGGAGAGGAAAUUGGACGCCGUUUUGUUCGGCCAGUGUCGCAAAGUGCAGUGGUAACGUAACUGAUCUGAUGAAUUUUCCUGCUGGAAAAUACAGCCAGGAUUAAAGUUGAUUAGCGAGCAGCCCUCGUCGGGAUAGCAGAAAAAUAAUUUACUGGAAGAAAUCGGCACGAAUGGUAUGGAAUUGCGUUCGAUGACCACCCCGAAGCAGCAACGCGAGGACCGGCGGUACUCGAUGCCGCACGGAAUGCACGGAUCGCUACCUCCCGGUGUGGCAGACGAUCUGCACGCGUGGUCCAUCUAUAGCUGUUUGCCUCCGUCCACUUACAGACAAAAUCUUAACUCAGACUUUGCCGACUCAGCCCUUGGGUCAUCGGAUAAAUCGCCCCAACCGUACAGUCCCCAGCAUCGUAGCAACGGCUACCGGGAUGAUCCAGCUAUUUCGAAUCACCCCCGCUACGGAGGUUCCAAAUCGAAUCCACUCAACUCCAAUAUGUACACCUACCUCAAAUUUGGUUUGCCACGGGUAUUCCCACCGAACGGUGGACAGCCGAGUCGGAAUCGAAACUCGUCCAAGGCGAACGGCCGCGGUAGGGUUAACCGAGGUUACCGAGACAGUACCGGGCCUGGGCCUGGGUCUUCCGGGUACGACAGCAGCGAUAACGAAACUCAUCGGGGUAGAGUGCCAGCUAAUUUAAGGAAAUACCGUAGCGAAUCGGAUUUUCGUGCAAUCGGAGCGACGAAUUCGCGACCAAAUUCUCGAGCCCAAGGUAUCCCCCUGGCAGCUCUGAAGCAGGCAAACAGCCGUGCCAGCAUAGCUGGAACCCACGUGUAUAACCCGUAUGCAACCAACUUGCGGCAUCACAACCUUCGAUCACAAAGCGAAGCAGACCUUCUGGCAGAGUGGGAUUACGACGAUUCGGCAGCAUACGGCGAAACGAGACUGUAUCCGGAGGAAAUCUAUAACACACAAAGUCGAAGGCACUCGAUAGCGGGGCUUGUUUAUCCAAACAUUCAAGUGCAUUGCUUGGACGUAUUGCCCGGGCUUAGGGGUGUUUCGCUGCAAGCCAAGGCCGGUGAUUUGUUCGCCAUUAUGGCCACAUCCCAGCGUGAAGGAACAGCACUUGUUGAAGCGUUGGCUGGUGUGCGGAAACGCAUGAACGGAGAAAUCCUGGUCAAUGGACAGCAGGUGAACAGACGUAUACUUAGGCAACUGUGCGGGUACGUGCCCGAUCUACAAACUGCACCCCUCGACCCGCGAAUGAGUGUCCAAAGCACUCUGUCAUUUCAUGCUGCACUCCGUGGCCCGUACGACCGCAGCGACCUCAAGGAACGUAUUGAUAUCCUCGUGGAAGACCUUGGUCUGACCGCUGUACGGUCUGCUAAUGUCUCCCGUUUGACUCAUUCGGAAAAACAAAGACUGAAUGUAGCAUGCCAACUACUAACGCAAACAUCUAUACUGCUACUUGAUCAGACCACUGUGAAUAUGGAUAUCUUUGAUACGUUCUUCCUGGUAGAAUACUUACGGCAGUGGUGUAGCGCGGGCAGGAUGGUCGUCAUGACACUGCAGCCACCGACCUUUGAAAUUCUCUCGAUGUGCUCCGGAGUACUGCUGCUGUCUGGUGGUAGAACAGUAUACUCCGGAAGUAGAGCUGAUUUGCCAAGACAUAUGGGUACUCUUGGGUAUCCUUGUCCUCCGUUUAAAAAUCCUGCAGACUACUAUUUGGAUUUGGUAACACUGGACGAUCUUUCUGCGGCGGCUUUGCUGGAAUCGUCUGCCCGCAUCGAAUCGCUGGCCAACUCAUGGGAUCACGUUAAUUCAGAGCCACCGCUCGCUGCUCCUGUUGCCAAUUUGCCGGAACCAACUAAAAGUGCUGGAUUUUUCGGGCAGAUUAAUGCUCUUGCUAAAAGGUACAUGUCUUACAAACAACCCGGAUCGCUGCUGAACUGGAUAAGCAGACUUAUUCUGGCCGCCGUGUUGUCCCUCUUUGUAGGAUGUAUCUUCUGGGAUGUGCCAGCGUCCGAUCCACAGUUAAAUCUAAACGAUCGAUUAGGCUUCCUUCACUGUAUAAUAAUGCUUGCCCUUUGGCCAUUGUUGAUACUACAAAUCCGCGACAUUCAGGAAGAUCGACGACAUGCGGAAAAAGACCUUCGUCUGAGUUUGUACGGAAGAUUUCUCUACAUCAUAAUCCAAACGACACUCAGCGUAUUGCCAAGCCUUUGCAUAUGGUUAGCAUAUUUGUUGCCGGCCCACAGCAUGGCUGGCCUCUACUCGUCAUCGAGCAACAAUGACACUGCAAUAUACUUAUACAUGGGUUACAUGUUACUUUACCUUAUGGCCAUACAAACGAUAGUGUUAUUCAUUGCCCACCUGGUGUCGUGUGGAAUUACUGCAACUAUCAUAACCUCUCUGGUGCUGCUGUUUCUGUCCGCCGUUGGGGGCUAUUCCAUCCAUUCCCGAAACGUUCCCGACUACCUGUUGUGGGGUGAAGUGGUAUCACCUGAAAAAUGGAUCUUGCCAUUGUUCACCGAACAGGAGUACAGCCCGGAAACUCUCACCGCCCUCAUCAGUCAGCAGAUGUGCCGGAACAAGCAAGUACAGCAUCAGGAGAUCAUCGUUCAGCAACCCUGUCCACCGCCGAACGGAACCGCCGUGCUGGUCGAUCACCAACUGCUGGCCCGGGAUCACGUACUCGAUCCGACCGAUAUGUACUCCUCAACGGUACUGGGAUUGCUGCUUACCAGUAUCGUGUUUUUCGCGCUCACCAUGUUUGUCUUUCUGAUCAACUGUCAGAAUCUGUUCCGGACACGAACCGAUCGUCGGCAGAAGCGCGUCUAGAAUACCGAUGCCGCAGAUAGGACUUCGCAACGCACCGGGACAACUGUACUAAUAUAUUCGUAGGGCAAUCCGAUUCGAACGAGAGAUAGAGGUUUUAGUUGAUUUUUUAUUUAAUUGAAAUUAUUAGAUGGUACUAUUUUGUAAGUAUAAGUAUGGAAGAAUGAGAUCGAUAGCAAUCUAUUUAAGGUUUUUAAUCGAAUGUUUUAGAGAAGCAAAUAAAUACAUCACUGAGAAUGGUUAGUAGCGAACAUGAAGGAUCAAUCUACAAAACACAAAACAGAUAAAAAUAAGUUGGAAAUAUAUUUUACGAAAAAUUGUUAGCGAUAAUGGUCCCUAAAUGCGAACGAAAUAGAUGCAUACAUACAUUUCAAUGUUAUGCUGAAAGCGCUUAGAUAAAUACAGUUUAAUAAAGUUCAUUUUUUAACAAACAGA
Messenger RNA from Topomyia yanbarensis, 4282 nucleotides. RefSeq names its product ATP-binding cassette sub-family G member 8. Gene Ontology annotation, molecular function: ATP hydrolysis activity; ATP binding; ABC-type transporter activity. NCBI's taxonomy places the organism in Eukaryota, Metazoa, Arthropoda, Insecta, Diptera, Culicidae. Bases 1190 to 3850 code for a protein of 886 amino acids. The record is from RefSeq and is a predicted model, not a curated record. The transcript has 9 exons. Gene Ontology annotation, cellular component: plasma membrane.